AUGAAUGAAUCAAAAGAUUAUAAUAACAAGAAUGAUGAAAUUAUUAUUGAAGAGAUUGAGAUUAAGAAUAAUGAAGGUGGUCAAGAGAUUGAGAAUAAUGAAGAUGAUCAAGAGAUUGAGAAUAAUGAAGAUGAUCAAGAGAUUGAGAAUAAUGAAGAUGGUCAAGAUGAGGAGGGAUAA
Diversispora eburnea is the source of this 180-nucleotide messenger RNA. NCBI's taxonomy places the organism in Eukaryota, Fungi, Glomeromycota, Glomeromycetes, Diversisporales, Diversisporaceae. The record is from the annotation of a GenBank genome assembly.